ACUGUAUCUACCUUUCCUUUCACUUGCAGUUCCUCUCUCUCUCUCUCUCUCUCUCUCUCUCUACAACACUGCAACUUUGAGCAGAGAGAAAUUUCAGCCAUGGCUUCUUCCACCAACGUCCGUGAGAACUUUGUCUAUGUUGCAAAGCUAGCAGAACAAGCUGAACGCUAUGAUGAAAUGGUGGAGGCAAUGAAGAAACUGGCCAAGAUGGAUGUUGAACUAAGUGUGGAAGAGAGAAAUUUGUUCUCUGUUGGGUACAAGAAUGUGGUGGGGUCUAGAAGAGCUUCAUGGAGGAUCUUAUCAUCAAUUGAGCAGAAAGAAGAAUCAAAAGGGAAUGAAUUGAAUGUUAAGCGUAUUAAGGAGUAUAGGCAGAAGGUGGAGGUGGAGCUUUCCAGCAUUUGCAAUGACAUUAUGAUUAUUAUUGAUGAGCAUCUUAUUCCAUCCACUAAUAUUGCUGAAUCCACAGUGUUUUAUUAUAAGAUGAAAGGUGAUUAUUAUCGGUAUUUGGCGGAAUUCAAAGCUGGUGAUGAAAAGAAAGAGGUGGCGGAUCUGUCACUUAAAGCAUAUCAGACAGCUUCUGCAACUGCUGAGAAUGAAUUACAACCAACACAUCCUAUCCGAUUGGGUCUGGCUCUAAAUUUCUCAGUGUUUUAUUAUGAGAUAAUGAAUUCACCUGAAAGGGCCUGUCACCUUGCAAAGCAAGCCUUUGAUGAUGGUGUCUCAGAACUGGAUACCCUAAAUGAAGAUUCUUACAAGGACAGUACCUUGAUCAUGCAGCUGUUGCGAGACAACCUUACUUUAUGGACUUCUGAUAUCCCAGAAGAUGGUGAGGAUCAAAAAAUGGAAAGCGCAACUAAGAGCGGUCAAGAUGAAGACGAAUUGGGACGCUAAGUUGUCACUCUGUCAUGAUAACUAUAACAUUGAUGUGUUAAUUUUUCUAAGAAGAAUAUUUUCUCCAAUGUAGUGAAGCCUUUUAAUGGAUGGUGAACUUUGAACUUUUUUCAACUUCUAAGUUAUUGUUAAUGUUGAGUUACAACAUAUUUGAAUCAUGUGCUUCAUUUGUAUGCUAUUGUUGUUAUAUCUGUUUGUGUAACAAUAACACCAUUGGUUUGUAAUACAUGGAUUUCUAUGUUUGCAUUCUAUUAGCUACUAUUCAACCUUCAAGAA
Molecule: messenger RNA, 1167 nt
Organism: Medicago truncatula (barrel medic)
Lineage: Eukaryota; Viridiplantae; Streptophyta; Magnoliopsida; Fabales; Fabaceae
Product: 14-3-3 protein 9
Exons: 6
Coding region: 100-891 (263 amino acids)
Source: RefSeq, a predicted model, not a curated record